GAACGUCAUGCGCGUGUUGCGCGUGUUAUUUUUCUUCCUUUCAUUCGGUCUAAUCGCUUUUUCAUUACUGUAAAAUUAUUAAUUUAUUUUAUUUUAUUUAGAACUUAGUGUAUCCUACUUAUACAAAAUGAAUCCUAUUUCAAGUGAGUUGAGUAUGAACGAUUUAAACUGUAAAUUCUUCGAAAUAAUGCAAGAUGAAGGUGCGGCUGAAGAGGCAACAAAUUUUAUUUACGAGAGUCUUUUGGAUGAUGUUACCGUGGGGUUUUUGUUUGAGUUCCACCACGGGCUGAAAACGGGUCUGACGGAAUUACUUGAAGGCGAAAAAGAAGAUGAGGAAGGGUUCAAGAUAGUGAAUUCUCCAGAAUGCGAUGUAUUUGGAUUUUCCAUUUUGAAGAAGACGCCGGAUAGUAACUGUUCAUGUCCUAACUGCGAGCGUCCGGUUUCAGCCACGCGAUUCGCACCACAUUUAGAGAAAUGCAUGGGAAUGGGGCGUAACAGCUCCCGUAUCGCGUCGCGCCGCAUCGCUUCAAACAGCCGCGAGCCGACCUCGUACGCUGGGCUUCUGAGCGACGAUGAGGACGACGCGGACUGGGCUGGCGGCUCCAUCCAGAACGAGAGGCGCAAGCGCAGGAUCAAAAACAACAAUAGGAAGCCGAAACUUCAUAAGCAUUCCAGUGGCAACAGCCGAAACAACAACGGGAACGCGACCGCCGACGGGAACGACGGCGGCGCCACCUACGAGACGAUGACGGCCAACGAGAAGAAGAAUCUUCUCCUUCAGAUUUGUGGAGUGGUUUCUGAGCACACUAAGAAAUUGUGCACGAGGUCCACCCGCUGCCCGCAACACACAGAGGAGCAGCGGCGCGCGCUCCGCAACGCAGUAUUAGAACCAUCCACGCCGGAGUCGGCGAGCAUGGGCGCGGCGGCCGACGAGGCGGGCUCGCCGCCCGACUCCAGCCCCUCGUCCUCUUGCUCGUCGUCCAGCCGCAAGCGCGACCGCCACCGCGCGCCGCCCAAGAUCAACAAGAGGAACAAGGAACCAGCCAACAGAGACUAAGGAGGCAGAAACAACCGAAUGGACUAUAGUGGUGGGGAUUGGAAAAAACGUUAAGUACUGUAAUGAACUAUUUCUAUUCUGAAAGGUUCAUAUUAUUAGCAUCUAGUAGCCCCAUUUUGACCAUCUCGAGCGAGAAGCCAGCUCUAAUACAGUGAGUGUUUUUUUCCAGACGAUAUUGAGAACAGGAAAGGCCAUAAAACUACCAAUCCAAUUUGUUAAUUGUUUUAUAUUAGUCUUAUUUACAUAAUACAUACACUAAGAUAUCAUUUUUACGCAAAAAUAAAACAUUCAGUCUAAAGUUUGUCUGAUUAGAUAGUGUUUUUCCACCGAAGUUGUAUAAGAAAUUUGGGGUAUAUUUACUUAAAUGAUUGCUCUGGAAAAUUACAUUCACGAGAUAUCUCUCUUACGUACAAAUUACGUAAGCCGGUGGCACGACAUAUUUUAAUCUCUGGCACUAUAGUGAACGCCAUUCAAAUAAUGACUUGUAUUUAAGGAAUCGUGAUAUUUUGUAGUUAGAUAUUCUUUGAAUACGCCAAAUUGUAUCAAAUUAAAAAAUAUUUUGGAAGGGAAAUAUUUUUUCUGCUUUGAAGAAUGUCAGUCAUCAUAACGGCGCGCUUUUAUUGACGUUGGAAAAUUUUAGCCACCUGCCGAAUGUAACUGCUUGGUCAUUAAUGUGUGUAUUAUGUAUGUUAUAUGUUAUUGUAUUAGGUAUUGUGGUAAUAGUACAAUUUAUAUUUCAUUAUUGUCAGACCGAGUCGCAAGUUCUUUUUUGCUGCUGUGUGUGUAACGUUUUUAAUUUUUAGCUAACAUUUAAAAGAUCUUGAUACUGCCAGUAUAAUUUCCCACCGCUAGUGUAUAGUUAAAUCACAUGAAGCAGGUGACUAAAUUUGACCUUUAUAAAUCGAGCCUUAGCACAGGCGUCAGAAGUUUUGUUAGCAUCUUAUUUGUAAUUUUUGAAUGUCCUACGCUUCAGUUUCGUUCUGAAGUGACUGUCACUUUAAUGGAUCGUCCGUCACUAUAAUGGAUGAAGUUCUGAAAGUUGAAAGAUGGUUUAAUAAUAUCAAUGUUGUAUCAUAUUCCUUUAUGUUUAAUAAACUACUUAAUUCUCGACAACUGCAUUAGAGCAGAUUUUCAUAGAAUAGAAAUAAAUGUGUCAGCCAUCUUCAUUUUCGGAACUUAAAAGAAUUCAUAUUUUUUAUUAGGUUAGCAUUAGAUAUUAAGAAACAUUACCAAGAAUAAGUUUAUUUUUACGCGAUCUCAAACAAAUGAUUUAUAGUUAGUA
This is a messenger RNA of Ostrinia furnacalis (Asian corn borer), 2339 nucleotides long. RefSeq names its product SAGA associated factor 11kDa (gene Sgf11). Gene Ontology annotation, cellular component: DUBm complex; SAGA complex. The coding region runs from base 128 to 1057 and encodes 309 amino acids. The record is from RefSeq and is a predicted model, not a curated record. Lineage: Eukaryota; Metazoa; Arthropoda; Insecta; Lepidoptera; Crambidae. Gene Ontology annotation, biological process: regulation of transcription by RNA polymerase II; positive regulation of DNA-templated transcription. Gene Ontology annotation, molecular function: transcription coactivator activity. The transcript is spliced from 5 exons.